AUGCAAUUCAGAAAGACUUUUACCGCUGCUUCUCUAGCAUCUUGUGCCUUUGCCGCCUACGUUCCAUCUGAUCCAUGGACAACUUUGACUCCAGAUUCUACUUACGAAGGUGGUUUGACUGAUUACUCUUCCACCUUUGGUAUUGCCGUUAUUCCAAUCACCACAUCAGUAUCUACCAAGACAUCAACUACUGCCACCUCUGCCACCUUUACUUCCACCCCUAAGGCCAAGAGAGACGUUGCUGCUAUCUCCCAGAUUGGUGAUGGUCAAAUUCAAGCUACCACCAAGACUUUAAAGCCGUCUCCAAAGACAACGGCUCAAGCUGUCUCGCAAAUCGGUGAUGGUCAAAUUCAGGCUACCACUGCAACCUCAAUUCCUCCUGUACACCAAAUCUGUGAUGGUCAAAUUCAAGCCACUACCGCUAAGCCAGAAGCUCCACCAGCUGUCUCUCAAAUUGGUGACGGUCAAAUCCAAGCUACUACUGCCCCAACUGUUUCCCAAAUUGGCGAUGGUCAAAUCCAAGCUACCGCCACUACUUCUGACGCUGCUCCAGCUCAAACCAGAUCUGCCACUAAGGAUGAUCCAGUUAAGGCUCAAUCCUGUAAGAAUACUGGUACACUACAAAUGACCUUGAAAGAUGCUGUUCUAACAGACGGUAGCGGUAGAUUAGGUUCCAUUGUUGCUAACAGACAAUUCCAAUUCGAUGGUCCACCACCACAAGCUGGUGCCAUCUAUGCUAAGGGUUGGGCUUUGACUCCAGAAGGUAACUUGGCUCUAGGUGACAGUGAUGUCUUCUACCAAUGUCUAUCAGGUGACUUCUACAACUUGUACGAUGAAAACGUCGCUGAACAAUGUACACCAGUCUACUUACAAGCUAUCGAUUUGGUUGACUGUUAA
Molecule: messenger RNA, 897 nt
Organism: Kluyveromyces lactis
Lineage: Eukaryota; Fungi; Ascomycota; Saccharomycetes; Saccharomycetales; Saccharomycetaceae
Exons: 1
Coding region: 1-897 (298 amino acids)
Biological process (GO): fungal-type cell wall organization
Cellular component (GO): fungal-type cell wall
Molecular function (GO): structural constituent of cell wall
Source: RefSeq, a predicted model, not a curated record